UUUUUCAGUUGAGAAUUAAAGAUUUUAGAGAGAUUUCAAAAAGUGGAUAUUACACAAGAAAUUUAUUCUAUAUUGAAGUUUUAAAAUAAUACAAUUUGGUCUUCUAACGGGAUGAUGAGUUAAAUAAUGAUGUAAUUUAUUCACAAAUACUGCUUUCUAAAAAUCACCUCCAUUUUUAAAGUGAAAUAAUUUUAUUUUACAGAGUGCUUAAACGUUGCACCGUCACAAAAGCCCAAUAUUUAUACCAACAUGUUAAUAUCUUAAUUUAAGAUUUUAAAUUUGUCUUGCAUUUGUGACCUUUAGUUUUACUUUCGUUAGUUUGUGACUAUUCUUUUUUACUUCUUCUUUUUUCUGCUGUUUAUCAAAUCAAACUUUUUUAUUAUUAAUGUGCCCUGUCAAGUUAUUUUCUUUAAAUUUUCUAUUAAGACUCGAACAAGCAACAAAACAUUGCCAUAAAUUCGCCUUUUAACUCAAAACGUCACAUGCAGCAAUGGAUUGUGGGUAAUGCAGUUCGCCAAAGUCCGCCUGCAACUACUGACAUGGUUUUUCAAAGUCUUGCUAACAUUUUUAGUCUUGAACGCUCACAAAAAAGGUAAAACUUCCGGUUGAAAUAUUUGAUUUAGAAAUAAAAGAGACAGGAAAAAAUGUUCCGAUUUCUUUCACAAAAUAAAUAUUUUUUCUCCUUCUGUUGUUACGUUUGUAGCUGCGUUUUACUCUGAAUUAAAUUAUUUUUUAGUUUAUUUUAGUUUUAUGUUUUGAUGCCCUGCGGGCUGUAGUACACAUCAUAGACUGAAGGGGGCCAAAGAUGGACGCUGCCUAUAUCACCAUGGCAACAGACUUUGUGAACAUAAAGAAAACAAAAGAAAAAAACACAAAUUUUCUUAGGACCUUAUUUUGAAAGCCCUUAACGGAAGUUAACAGUAGAGAUAAGCUGACAUGAAAACUAGCAGCGGGUUUCCUGCUUGGCUCAAAAAGAAAAUGUCCCCCUUCCCGGUGUGUCCCCGCCGCAGGUAAGGACUCUGUCUCCUCCUUGUUCGCUGUCUUUGUCUCUCAGUGUCUCUGUCUUUGUCUCCCAGGUGAUUGUCAUGGACGGACCGGACCAUCCGGGUCGGUUCUGCCGGGUCAGCGAACCAUCGCAGACGUUCCGCUUCCUGGACCAGGCGCUGGAGGUUCUGCGGGGCUUCAGCGAUCAGCGCCAGCAGACCCGGUUCUGUGACGUGGUUCUGGUGGCGGCGGGCCGGCGGUUCCGGGCCCAUCGGGCCCUGCUGGUCGUCUGCAGCCCCUACUUCCGGGCCAUGUUCACCCUGGGCAUGAGGGAGGAGCUCCAGCCAGAGGUGCAGCUGGUGGGCGUGUCCUCUGUGGGCCUGGAGGCGGUUCUGGACUUCCUGUACAGCGGACAGCUGCAGCUGGACGGACAAAACGUCCAUGACGUGCUGGAGGCCGCGCACCUUCUGCAGCUGUGGCGUGCCGUGGAUUUCUGCUGCCAGUACCUGGAGCAGCAGGUGAGCGAGGAGAACUACCUGGACCUGCAGCAGCUGGCCCGGUUCUACAGCCUGGAGCGGCUGGACAGCUUCAUCGACCGCUGGGUUCUGGCCCGGUUCUCCAGGCUCCGCCUCACUCCAGACUUCCUCCAGAACCUUCCGCUGCACAAGCUGACCUAUUAUCUGUCCAGCAGCCAGAUCCAGUACGACAGCGAGCAGAACCUCUUGCAGGCCGCUCUGCAGUGGCUGGGCCAGAACACGGACCGGACUCCCCAAGCCAAGCAGCUGCUGACCCACAUCCGGUUCCCUCUUAUGCCGGCCGGAGACCUGGUGGGCUGGGUUCUUCCGGCAAUCCGGGCCCAGCUGCCCGACGGAACUGGCUGCCAGCAGCUGAUGGAGGAGGCUCUGAGGUACCAGGCCCGGCCCAGCGCCCAGCCGCUGCUGCAGACGGACCGAACCGCGCUGCGGGGCGGGGUGGAGCGGCUGCUGCUUAUUGGUGGAGAGGUGGGCGAGCCGGGCCAGGACCUGAGCGGCAGCAUGUGGCGGCUGGACGGCGAGUCGGGCCGCUGGGAGCUGCAGGCGCAGCUGCCUGCGCCGCGCAGCCACCACUGCCUGGCGGUUCUCGGGGGCUUCAUCUACGCCGCGGGCGGCAGCGCCUCCAGGGACAACGACGAAGACGCCGCCUGCGACCGGCUGCACCGCUACGACCCGCGCCUUGAACAGUGGACCGAGUUUGCGCCGAUGAACCAGCGACGGGUCGACUUCUACCUGGCAGCCGUUGGCGAGUCGCUGGUCGCCGUGGGGGGCAGGAACGCCGGCGGGGCGCUGGCGUCCGUCGAGUUCUACCGCCCUGCCGAGGACCGCUGGGCCUAUGGGCCGCCGCUGCCCAGGCCCACCUAUGGCCAUGCCGGCGCCGUCCACCAGGGGGCGAUCUACAUCUCUGGGGGUCACGACUUCCAGAUUGGGCCGUACCGGCGGGACUUGCUGAGCCUAGACCUGGCCCGGCCCGGCGAGGCCUGGCGGAACCGCCCGCCCAUGUCCGUGGCCCGCGGCUGGCACCGCAUGGCAUCACUGCGCCACCUCGUCUACGCCAUCGGGGGCAGUGACGACCACGCCGACACCGCCGAGCGCUUCGACAUCCUGGAGGCCGAGUUCUUCGACCCGCGGUCGGAUCAGUGGACCCGAGCGGCGCCGCUACUGCGGCCCGGCAGCGAGGCGGGCCUGGCGGUCUGGGCCGGCAGGAUCUACGUGCUGGGCGGCUACAGCUGGGAGAGCGCCGCCUUCUCCCGGGUCACGCAGGUGUUCGACCCGGAUGCCGGAUUCUGGUCCCAAGGGCCCGACUUGCCCAUGCACACCGCCGGCGCCGCCGCCUGCGUGUGCAUUGUCAGGGCGGAACCGCCGCGUCCGGAACAAGAGAAGAAGGAGCCGGGCUGAGGAGGUGGGAGAGCAUCGCCGCCUUAGUUGCGCUGAUUCUGCUGCUGCUGGGUCAGAACCACUGGAACCAUGAGUUCUGCUCUAUAACUUAUGCACAUUUUAUUCUCUAUUAGAACCAGGCCCAGUUCAUCUGCUGCACGUCUACCGGGUCGGGUCGGUCCACCCAGCUGCCGCUUAACCUUCAUUGAUUAUUGCAGAAAUGCCUUCAAGACUUUUAUUGUGAAAGAGCAGAAACAGGAAACCAGCUUCUUCAGAUUUAUUUAAGAUCAAAGGAAGAAACAAUCUGAUCAGAUGUUUGCUUUUUAAAAUGUUUCCAGGAGAACUAAAGCGCUGCAGACGGUUCUGUUCCGGAGCGGUCCAGAACCACGGGAAGGAAGCAGGUCUGCAGGUCCAGACAGAACCAAGUAGCUUUUGAUACCUUGUGGUUCUGUCUGGACCUGCUGCCAGGCAUGGUAGUGGCAGCAUCAUGCUGUUUGAGCUGAAUUGAAUCCAGGUCUGUGGUUCCGGGUCAGAGGUCAGAACAGACUUUGUUUUUUAGCUCUAAGCAGAAACUCUGGAAGAAUCAAAGUAUAAAAAAUUAAUCGGGCGGUUCAUCAGAACCAGCCAGACUGGACCUUUACACUCCAGAGGCGUUUAUGUGCUCAGUACUGUAAUAAAAGCAUCAGAACCACCAGAA
Messenger RNA from Xiphophorus maculatus (southern platyfish), 3591 nucleotides. It is a transcript of the gene klhl36, whose product is annotated as kelch like family member 36. The record is from RefSeq and is a predicted model, not a curated record. Gene Ontology annotation, molecular function: cullin family protein binding. Bases 1086 to 2915 code for a protein of 609 amino acids. The transcript has 8 exons. Lineage: Eukaryota; Metazoa; Chordata; Actinopteri; Cyprinodontiformes; Poeciliidae.